Clupea harengus (Atlantic herring) is the source of this 2488-nucleotide messenger RNA. Its product is annotated as protocadherin beta-16-like. The record is from RefSeq and is a predicted model, not a curated record. Gene Ontology annotation, cellular component: plasma membrane. NCBI's taxonomy places the organism in Eukaryota, Metazoa, Chordata, Actinopteri, Clupeiformes, Clupeidae. Gene Ontology annotation, biological process: homophilic cell-cell adhesion. Gene Ontology annotation, molecular function: calcium ion binding.
CAAAAAUGGAGCACAAAGGAUCCUCGGCCUCUCGUCUGUUGUAUGUAUUCUCAUGCUUGCUGAUGGCGCAAAGCGCUAGCGGAGAUAUUAGCUACUCUAUUUCGGAGGAGAUGAAACCUGGAUUUGUUGUUGGGAAUCUAGCUAAAGACCUUGGACUCGAUGCUAAUCAGUUGGUAGCUCGUAAGGUUCGCAUUGAUACAGAAGACAACAGUAAACCAUACUGCGGCAUAAAUCUGAGAACUGGGGAGUUGAUUGUCAAAGAGAGAAUCGACCGAGAAGAGCUGUGUUCGGAAACAGCUUCAUGUAUUCUUAAAUUUGAAUUAAUGCUAGAGAAUCCAUUACAGCUGCACCGUGUUACAGUUCAGAUUCAAGAUAUUAACGACAACUCACCCUUUUUCCCAAAGGAUGAAAUUAAAUUAGAAAUACGCGAAUCUGCAGAUAAAGGCGCUCGCUUUCGUGUGAAUGAAGCGCAUGAUACAGAUAUAGGACAGAAUGCGGUUCAAAGCUAUGCAUUGCAGACAAAUGAAUAUUUUACUUUGGCUGUAAAUUCGAAUACGGACGGGAGGAGGAAUGUUGAACUAGUACUGGAUAAGGAACUUGAUCGUGAGCAGCAGAAUGAGGUUGUGUUCAGUAUUACUGCCACUGAUGGUGGAAUUCCACAGAGAUCAGGUACUGUAGCCAUACAUGUUACAGUGUUGGAUGCCAAUGAUAACGCCCCAGAGUUUAGCCAGGGUGUCUACAGAGUUAGUAUACCCGAGAAUUCCCCUGUAGACGCUGUCCUAUUAACCGUAAAUGCCACCGAUAAAGAUGAGGGACUCAAUGGCAAAGUUUCUUAUGAAUUUAGUCGUUUGUCAAAGAAAGCAAAAAGUACAUUUUCUCUGAAUUCUGAUACAGGUGAAAUUAAAGUAAUUGGGCCAAUUGACUUUGAGAAAGACUCGAAGUAUGAAAUAAUUGUCGAAGCUAAAGAUGGAUAUGGCCUCUCCACAGACACGAAAGUAAUUAUCGACAUAACGGAUGUUAAUGACAACGCUCCCAUAAUUCUUUUAAAAUCUCUGAACAAUCCUAUCCCCGAGAAUGCCGCACCGGGGACCGAGGUUGGCAUCGUGAACGUGCAGGACAGAGACUCUGAAAAUAACAGAAAGGUUCGUUGCAACAUUCAACAAGGUGUGCCUUUCAAACUAGUGCCAUCAGUUAAAAAUUACUAUACUCUGGUGACGACAGCCGAACUGGAUCGUGAGCUGCAGUCUGAGUACAACAUUACCAUGACCGUCACUGAUGAGGGUUCCCCACCGUUGUCUUCCUCAAAAACUUUACAAUUGUCUGUUGCUGACGUCAAUGACAAUCCACCUGAGUUCGUUCGGAAAUUGUAUACUGCCCAUAUCAAAGAAAACAAUAAACCAGGAUCUUCUCUGUGCUCAGUAAGCGCGAGAGAUCCGGACUGGAGGCAGAAUGGCACUGUGACAUAUUCUCUUUUACCCGGAGAGAUUAAUGGCGCUCCAGUUUCCUCUCUUGUAUCCGUAAAUGGCGACACCGGAACUAUUCACGCAGCGAGGGCAUUUGAUUACGAGCAGUUUAAAAGUUUCAACAUUCAAGUAAUGGCAAGAGACAACGGCUCUCCUCCACUGAGCAGUAACGUAUCGGUGAACGUUAUAAUAACCGAUGAGAAUGAUAAUUCUCCUCAGAUACUAUACCCAUCUCCAGAGGGCAACUCUCUUGUAACCGAAAUUUUGCCCAAAACUGCUCUCGCACACUCUCUGGUGUCUAAGGUGAUUGCAGUGGAUGCGGAUUCUGGUCAGAAUGCAUGGCUUUCUUAUCAAAUCAUCAAGUCUUCCGAUUCAGGACUUUUUACUAUAGGAGUCUACAGUGGAGAGAUAAGGACGCAAAGAGACAUUUCUGAGUCUGAUGCCAUGAAACAAAACCUUAUUGUUUCUGUCAAAGACAACGGACAGCCAGCUCUUUCUGCAACAUGCACUGUGCAUUUGCUUAUAUCGGAUAACAUGGCUGAUUUACCUGAACUGAAAGGCAUGCCAAAUGGCGAGGGCAGCUCCAAACUCACCACUUAUUUGAUCAUUGCGCUUGUGUCCGUCUCUACCUUCUUUCUGACCUUCAUCAUCAUCAUCCUGGCAGUGAGGUUUUGCCACAGGAGAAAGCCCAGACUGUUAUUUGAUGGCACCGUGGCCAUUCCCAGUGCUUAUCUGCCCCCAAAUUACGCAGACGUAGAUGGCGUAGGAACUCUCCAUAGUACCUAUAAUUAUGACGCAUACUUGACAACGGGGUCGCGCACCAGUGAUUUCAAGUUUGCAAGGUCUUACAAUGAGGGAACGCUACUCGCUGAUCAUACGCUUAGAAAGUCCUCGCUCUCGGUGAAUGAUCAUCACGACCUGCUUGACAACACUGAACUAUCUCAGGUGAGAUGUGUUUUAUACCACACAUUUUCAACAUAGAUUUCCGAAUUGAAAUAGAUGUGACCACUCUUGUACACACACUG